Cephus cinctus (wheat stem sawfly) is the source of this 412-nucleotide messenger RNA. RefSeq lists its product as uncharacterized. Gene Ontology annotation, biological process: sensory perception of taste. Gene Ontology annotation, cellular component: membrane. Lineage: Eukaryota; Metazoa; Arthropoda; Insecta; Hymenoptera; Cephidae. The transcript is spliced from 3 exons. The coding region runs from base 29 to 412 and encodes 127 amino acids. The record is from RefSeq and is a predicted model, not a curated record.
AUGGGAAUUCGUAGCAUUAAAUGAAAAAAUGACCGAGCUGUUCUCAUCACUAGAAGAAAAGCUGUCAAUGGAAAAUUCGAAUGAUUCUCUCGAGGAGAGUGCCCAGGAUUAUUGUGGCUUGAUCAAAACGACAAGGCGACUGCAUCUUCAUCUGGUUAAAUUAUCACGACGUGUGAACAAUGCUUAUGGAAUUCAGAUUCUUUUAUUAUUGAUAGUUUUAUCCACGUCACUCGUUUUUACUCUAUACAAAAUCUACAUUAUUGUCAAAGGAUUGAUAAACGGCGAUGAAUUUAUAGUAGAAUCAAUUUGUAAUGUCAUAUGGGUCGCGUUUAUAGGAGAUGUAUUACUUCUGGUACAAGCAAGCGGACGAAAUCAAGAUCACGAUGAAUUCAAUUGGUUGCAGAGCAACUGA